AUGACCCGCACGGACCCGCCGGACCUGCUGGUGUCGACCGUGUACCAAGACAUCAAGGUGGCGGCCCCGGGGCCCGCGUCCAGGCGCCAACCAUGUGAGCGAUCCGUGGCCCGGCCUGCUGCACCCGCACCUUUCAACAAGCGCCACUGCCGCAGUUUCGACUUCCUGGAGGCGCUGGACGGGCCCGCAGCCAUGGAGGUCCACCCAGAGCCGCCACCCCCGGAGUCUGCCCCGCCCCGUUCCCGGCCCCGAGAUGGCGAGCCCCGACGUCGCGCCCGCUCCAAGAGUGCGCCACGUGCACCCCACGGCCUGGCGCCCGCGCCAGCCUCGCCGCCAGUGCUGCCACGCCGAGGCCGAGAGAGCCAGCGUGCGGCGCGAGCAGAGGGGUCGCCUCGCCGGGAGCCCUCGUAUCCCGCGCUGCGCGCGCUCGCCAACGAGCUGCACCCCAUCAAACUGCAGCCACAACGGGGCGGCCCGGGCCGCAUCGCGCCCCUGUGCGCCGCUCCAGGCCGCUGCGCACCGCCGGAGCCACCCACAGGGCCCGCCCCCCAUGUCCGCUGCCGCCUGGACAUCAAGCCUGAUGACGCAGUACUGCAGCACGCAGCCCGGGCCUCGCGGCCCUGCGCGCCCGCCGACGCCGCUCCCUGGGCCCGCGCCGCCACGCAGUUCCACGGCCUCACGGUUCCCGGGCCCCGCCACGUAGCCCUGUCACGCACUCCCACGCCCAGUGACUUGUACUGUGCUGAUCCCCGGGCGCUGUAUUGCGACGGACUCCUGCCUGGGCCCCGGGACUACGGGGAGCACCGCAGUCAGCCCUUCACAACGCCUCCAGGCCCCACUCAAUUCUUCUACACGGAGGAGCCCGAGGGCUACACGGGCGGCUUUACAGCCAGCCCGGGCCCUCCCUUCGAUGGCUACUGCUCCAGGCCCUACCUCUCUGAGGAGCCCUCUGGACCCAGUCCAAGGCGUGGGGGCGGCUACUAUGCAGAAGAAGUGCGCACCUUCCCGAUCCAGGAGCCGCCCUCCCGCUCCUACUACGGGGAACCUCCUCGGGCCUAUGGCCUGCCCUUUGGCCCCCGCUAUGUCCCCGAAGAGCCCCGUGGCCACCCCGGUGCCCGCUCCUUCUACACAGAGGACUUCGGGCGGUACCGUGAGCGCGACGCAAUGGCUCGAACUUACCCAUACCCGCGCAGCAGCCCGGCCUGGGCGGACUGGGGACCGCGGCCUUAUCGUACCCUGCAGGUGGCGCCUCCCGCCCCUGGCCCGUUGCUGGCCUCGUGGCAUGGCGGCACCGGCACCAGCCCUCCGCGGCUGGCCACCGACAGCCGCCACUACUCUAGAUCAUGGGACAACAUCCUGGCGCCGGGGCCGCGCCGGGAGGACCCCCUGGGCCGCGGCCGCAGCUACGAGAACCUACUGGGGAGAGAGGCGCGGGAGACACGGGGCGCAUCCCCCGAAGGCCGGCGCCCUCCCGUCGUAGUGAACCUGUCCACCUCGCCCAGGCGCUACGCGGCGUUGUCGCUCUCCGAGACGUCUCUGUCGGAGAAGGGCCGUGCGGGGGAGGGUCUGGGCCGCAACUGGUACGUCACGCCCGAGAUCACCAUCACCGACAACGACCUGCGUGCCGCCGAGCGCCCUGCGGCCAAAGGCUGGGAACUGCCAGGGAGCCGGUCGCGGCCGCCCGCACCCGCGGCCCCCGAGGGCCCCGCCUCCAGCCGCCAGCGCAGCCUCGAACAGCUGGACGAGCUCAUCACCGACUUGGUCAUCGACUCGCGACCUCCGGCCGGCCAGGGCCCGGAGCCUACGGCAGAGGGUCUGAGCCGCCAGCUGCGCCGCCUGCUGGACUCGCGGCCCGCGGGCCCUGGGGCUCCCGCACCCGUGCGGCCGCGCUCGCCCCCGGCCUCGGCCGGCAGCGCUGAGGAGCCCGCGGGCCCAGGGGAGGCGGCCGACGCGUCUCCGGAGCCCAGCGCCGAUGAGGACGACCUGAUGACCUGCUCCAAUGCGCGCUGCCGGCGCACGGAGACCAUGUUCAACGCCUGCCUCUAUUUCAAGUCUUGCCACAGCUGCUACACCUACUACUGCUCGCGCCUGUGCCGCCGCGAGGACUGGGACGCACACAAGGCGCGCUGCGUGUACGGCCGCGUGGGCAGCGUGUGCCGCCAUGUGCUGCAGUUCUGCCGCGACAGCGGCCCGGUGCACCGCGCCUUCUCGCGCAUCGCGCGCGUGGGCUUCCUGUCGCGUGGCCGUGGCGUGCUAUUCCUGGGCUUCCCGAGCCCAGGGUCGGCUGACAAUUUCCUACGCUUCGGCCUGGAGGGGCUGCUGCUGUCACCCACCUACCUGUCGCUGCGCGAGCUGGCUACGCACGCGGAGCCCCUGGGCAGCUAUGCGCGAGAGCUGGCAGCCGCUGGGCGGCUCUACGAACCGGCCGAGUGCUUCCUGCUCAGCGUGUCAGUCGCCGUGGGCCCUGGCGCCGCGCCCCCCGGGACCCCCGCCCGGCCGGUGCCCGCACCGCGUAGCCCCGGGCCGACGGUGCGCAAGUUCGCCAAGGUGGCCCUGGCGGCCGGCAGCCCAGCGCGACCGCCUCCUACGCGGGGCCGCGAGCCCGACAUGGAGACGCUGAUCCUGACGCCGCCGCCGGGUACGGCGGGCCUGGACCAGGAGGGCGAAGCGGGCCGGCGCGCGCGCGAGGUGGCCUUCAUCCAUAUUCAGCGCGAGCUGCGCUUGCGCGGCGUCUUCCUCCGCCAUGAGUUUCCGCGUGUCUACGAGCAGCUCUGCGAGUUCGUCGAAGCCAACCGGCGCUUCACGCCCACCACCAUCUAUCCCACCGACCGGCGCACUGGGCGCCCUUUCAUGUGCAUGAUCAUGGCUGCUUCCGAGCCGCGUGCGCUCGACUGGGUGGCUAGCGCCAACCUGCUGGACGACAUCAUGUGAGCCGCGGGGCCACCAGGACCAGGCUGAAGCUCUGCCUAGCC
Messenger RNA from Castor canadensis (American beaver), 2972 nucleotides. It is a transcript of the gene Ajm1, whose product is annotated as apical junction component 1 homolog. Gene Ontology annotation, biological process: cell-cell junction organization. Lineage: Eukaryota; Metazoa; Chordata; Mammalia; Rodentia; Castoridae. The record is from RefSeq and is a predicted model, not a curated record. Gene Ontology annotation, cellular component: apical junction complex; plasma membrane.